AUGAAAAACCCCAAAGCCGGGGCUUUCAAGCUAAAAAUCGGCCAGCCAAACGGAAGUGAGGAUCCUGGCCAAAGUGUAUCCAAGAUACACCCAUCCCUGAUGAAUAGUGACCGUUUGCGUUACUAUCGCAAACUGGUAUUGACUGAGAUGGGAUAUGUCCCAGAGAGGCACGGAGCCGGGGUUGGUGACAAAUUUAUCACAGAUAUGUUUCAUUGGACUGAGCGAGGGCUCAAAAUUAUCUCCUGCUCCUUCUUGGAAAACAAGGAGCACUUCACCUUCCAGACCAACAAGAUGCACGAUCGCCUUCUAGCUCGGGGAAAGGACAGAGAAGUUUACCAAGGUGGCCUUCUCUCGGACGUGACCUACCGAUUUUUUGAGAAUGGAUGCCUCCUCACUACACCUAUUUUCUGCGAGCAACUCACUCGAUGGAUACCCGUCCAGCUCUCAUGGAUUCGCGGGUUGUCAGAGAAUUAUUACCAAAUCCACUUUACCAUUCUUUUCAGACAGUUCAUGAUACCCUCUCUCCUGCCUUCCAAACGUGAGACUCUGGCGCGCCAAGUGGUUGACUUUUCCAUGGCUCAGAAGGAAGGAUUUGUUGGGGCUUUCAUGGAGGUAUUUGGCAAGGCAGAUUGGACUCGUGCUCUUCGCAACUUGAAAGGAUGCCAUGAGCAUUUCCAAGCGCAAAUCACUCGGAUCAGGAGAAACAGGACAAUUGUUUCAGUUGAGCAAGAGGCUAACUUUGAGCGCAUGUGCUCUGCACUGCUUGAACGAUCCCAGCCAGGUGGAACAAGCCAUGAGGAAAAGAUUGACAAGCUCCGCCGACGUUUCCCCAAGGCCAAACGUUGGCUUGAUUGGUGGACCGCCACCGAUGUUGAGGCUAUGUUGUUCCCCUCAAGACGAGCUAUGCUAGACGAUUACCCUGAGGGAGAAGACAAUCUCCCUGACACAAAAAAUGCCCAAGAAAGCAUGCAUAGGCUAUACUACAUGAUUAGGUGA
This is a messenger RNA of Puccinia graminis f. sp. tritici CRL 75-36-700-3, 996 nucleotides long. RefSeq lists its product as uncharacterized. Bases 1 to 996 code for a protein of 331 amino acids. NCBI's taxonomy places the organism in Eukaryota, Fungi, Basidiomycota, Pucciniomycetes, Pucciniales, Pucciniaceae. The record is from RefSeq and is a predicted model, not a curated record. The transcript has 4 exons.